This is a messenger RNA of Paramisgurnus dabryanus, 970 nucleotides long. RefSeq names its product dynein axonemal assembly factor 19 (gene dnaaf19). The record is from RefSeq and is a predicted model, not a curated record. Gene Ontology annotation, biological process: determination of left/right symmetry; inner dynein arm assembly; epithelial cilium movement involved in extracellular fluid movement. NCBI's taxonomy places the organism in Eukaryota, Metazoa, Chordata, Actinopteri, Cypriniformes, Cobitidae. Gene Ontology annotation, cellular component: outer dynein arm.
GUUAGCCAGCAACGUGGACAAGUUUUCGAGCUACUUCGUCCUAAAGGUAACUUGAGUGAUUGAACGGGUGCUGUUGUAUUUUUCAUAUAAACAGUAUAGUAAGUAUGGAGAAAUCAGAUAUUAUUAAUUUCAGUGCUCUUGAGAAAGAGUUGCAUGCUGCAUUAGAAGCGGAUAGAAAAUACCAAAGGGAAAAUGAUGCCAAAUUUCGUGCGUUGCAUCAAAACGUAGCCAGCUACGAAGAAUUCAGGGACAUAGUACUUGCAUCUCACCUAAAGCCCCUUGAUAAAAACGAUAUCUCUGGCGCCCCUCGAAAGCAGCCAUGGAAUACAGUUGCUGCUGAAUUAAAGCAUGAAAGCCACUCACAUGAGGUGGUCCAGCCUCAGCUUACUGAGAUAAAGCCAAGAAGUACAUCAGAAUUCAGCCCCGACUGGCGCAGGUUUGGAGGAAGCUCGUAUGAAAAGUACAAUCUCCUUCUCAAGCUGGGAGGCAAGACUUUGCAGAAGAUCUUCAGCACUGAAGUUUGCUUUGGUCUUCUAGGCGAGUUCCUUCUAAUUCUGUCCCAGUGUCUAAAGUCAGGAGAUGAGGAAACAGUGAUCGGAGUUUUGGACGGACUUUCCAAGACUGGCCGUUUUGGCCUUAACCUGUCUCUGCUUAGUCAGGCUGAGCAGAAAGCCUGUGAGGAGCUUUUUAACAGACUUAGAGAAUAUUACUCUAAUUACAAUGAUUCCCCAGUUAUGUCUUUGGACUUCAGUGAACCUUUAGGAGUUUGUGAAGUCCGUCAUGUUGAAACCGAUGUUAAUGACAUAUUAGUAAAACUCAAGGCGUUAAUGGAGAAAUAUGGCAUCCAAAACUAAUUUAAGUUAAUUUGUUUUAUUCAUAACACUUUUUGUUCUCUUUCCAUUUUUUGUUCUGUUUCUGAAUCGAAUACAAAUCAUAUAUUUGUUGUGUUAUUAAGGCACAAAAAUGCUGA